UUGUGCAUUACGUACGUCAUGAUGACGUACGUAACGCUGACCAAUGGGAUCAGCGUAGCGAUGUGGCAACUCCGCUCACGCUGCUUUAAAGUUAGACGACAUCGGUAUUUAGCCAUCUUGAAUUCUUGUUGGGUUAUGAUAGGUUAGGUUUAUUUAUGUUUGGUCGAUCUUAGUGUUAACGUUUUGUAAUUUGCUCUCAUUGACGCUUAAAAUAAUUUAAAAAGUCAGUCGUUUCCAUUAUUUGACAUUGUUUGUUUAAACACGGUGAGUAGAAUUGGCCGUUUAAUAUUUACCACUUACCAAAACCUUUUACAGCGACUUACAACUUAAAAUUGUGUAGGAAGAUUAUCUGGGAAAAUACGGCACAGAAUAAAUAGUCACAAUGGAAAGUGAAUAUGAGCAAGCUACUUCUACCAAUCUCCCUGUAGUUGAUGAUGUAAUGAUAGAUUUGUAUUAUCGAAGAAAUGUGAAUUUUCUGAUACCAGGUGUUGAAAAUGUGAAAACCGAACGUGGAGCUCGUGCAACUUACGGCGACGAUGCUGUUGGUUAUGUGCAGUUGAGACGACACGAUGAGAUUUGUACUGUCAAAGCUUUGAUUGCACCAGAACAUAAAGUUCGCCUAAAAGGCUAUGAAGUUUCAGUAAGAAUAAAUGAGUCUGAACAAUGCAUAAUUGACUCAAAGUGUUAUGACUGUGCUGCAAGUGAAGGUGGUUGUAAACAUGGUGUAGCCUUACUGUUCUGGUUAUACAGACGUACCUUGGAGCCUUCAGUGACUUCUGUUGAAUGUUAUUGGAGGAAGUCUACUCUGUCUAAAGUUGGCAGUACUAUAAAAGGGCAAAGAAUGAGAGAGUUGUUUAAUUUUCGGCAAGUUCCUUCUUUACCAACAAAAGGAACGACAUUUUUGGACAAAGUAAUUUCUACCGCAUUAAAAUCAGAUAGUCAUUCAAUUCUUGCUACAAUGUAUAAGAGUGAAGUGAAUAUUUUGGAGAAAGCUUCGUUGUACCAUUUAUGUCUUUCUUAUAAAAAAACGACUGAUGCACCAAAUGCAGAAGACUUCAUAUCGUUUUGCCAAAAUAAUUUAAAUAGUGAAAGUUGCAAAAGUAUAGAUACUUUAACAAUAUUGCAGUCACAAUCUAAAGCCUGGUUUGAUGUUAGAUAUGCGAGAAUAACAGCUUCAAAGCUGCAUGAAGUUGCUCACUGCAAAACUGUUGAUGGAGCUACAACUGCUGCAGUUCUGGCAGCAUCAAAAUUUAGAGGAACAAAGGCCAUGAAAAGAGGCCUUAACCUUGAAGAUGAUGUCUUAAAAGUCAUAGCUGAGGAGAAAAAUAUUAAAUUAGAAAGAGUAGGAAUGACCAUAAAUCAUAUGUACCCAAUAUUUGGUGCCUCGGCAGAUGCAAUGUCUGAUAAAUAUUGCGUUGAAAUAAAAUGUCCAAUAAAGACAAAUACUGUAAAAAAUUACAUUACGCCAGAGGGUGAAAUAACUCCUAAACCAUAUGCACAACUGCAGCUGCAAAUGUUUCUUAGUAAAAAACAAUGGGGUUUAUUUUGCGUUGCAUCUCCAUCUUUUGAAACGGACAGAAAUGUGACUAUAAAGGAAAUUCCUUUGGAUGAAAAUUUUUGUCACAAUGUAAUGGAGCAGGCACAAGCUUUUUGGAAAAAAGCGAUUUUUCCAAUUUUAAUUAACUGAUGUUUUCAAUAAUUAUACUUAUUUAUUUCAUAA
Zophobas morio is the source of this 1720-nucleotide messenger RNA. RefSeq lists its product as uncharacterized. The coding region runs from base 383 to 1687 and encodes 434 amino acids. Lineage: Eukaryota; Metazoa; Arthropoda; Insecta; Coleoptera; Tenebrionidae. The record is from RefSeq and is a predicted model, not a curated record. The transcript is spliced from 3 exons.